Messenger RNA from Paralichthys olivaceus (Japanese flounder), 1837 nucleotides. RefSeq names its product tyrosinase-like. Gene Ontology annotation, biological process: melanin biosynthetic process; pigmentation. NCBI's taxonomy places the organism in Eukaryota, Metazoa, Chordata, Actinopteri, Pleuronectiformes, Paralichthyidae. Gene Ontology annotation, molecular function: tyrosinase activity. The record is from RefSeq and is a predicted model, not a curated record.
UCCACCACUUUGGAUAAUUUCUCGGUGACUGCCUCUAUCCACCGUGUCCAAAGUUGUGAUGUCGCCUCUGAUAAUCUUUAUCUUCAUGUUGUAUUUUGCGCCCUGCUGUCCGCAGUUCCCUCGCCCGUGUGCCACCCGGGAAGCUUUACGCACCAAGGAGUGCUGCCCGCCGUGGGAAGGGGACGGCUCGCCCUGUGGAGCCAGCUCGGGCCGGGGCUCCUGUGAGGAUGUGGAGGUGUCGGAGCAGCCCGACGGGCCGCAGUACCCCUUCUCCGGGCUGGACGACAGAGAGAAGUGGCCUCUGGUGUUCUACAACCGGACGUGCCAGUGCGCAGGGAACUUCAUGGGCUUCAACUGCGCGGACUGUAAGUUUGGCUACUUUGGGGUGAGGUGCAAUGAGAGAAGAGAGUCUCUCAGGAGGAACAUAUUCCACUUGUCCAGGGCGGAGAGGAUCAAACUUGUGUCGUACCUGAACCUGGCCAAACAGACUGUCAGCAGGGAUUAUGUUGUGGCCACUGGCACCUACAUGGAGAUGGAGAACGGAUCCAACCCUCUGUUCGCUGACGUGUCUGUGUAUGAUGUGUUCGUGUGGAUGCACUACUAUGUGUCCAGGGACGCGCUGUUAGGAGGGCCGGGCAACGUGUGGACAGAUGUGGACUUUGCGCACUGGGCGCCUGCGUUCCUGCCCUGGCACCGGGUGUACCUGCUGCACUGGGAGCAUGAGAUCAGGAAGCUGACCGGGGACACGAGCUUCUCCAUCCCGUACUGGGACUGGAGGGAUGCCCAGGGAUGUGAGGUGUGCACGGACGAGCUGAUGGGGGACAGGAGCCCCCAGGACCCGAGUCUCCUCAGCCCAGGCUCCGUCUUCUCUUCUUGGAGGGUCUUGUGCUCCCAACCCCAGGUCUACAACGACAGAGGCGUGUUGUGCGAUGCCAGGGGUGAGGGCCCUUUGCGUCGUAACCAUGGAAACCACAACCGCAAUCUGGUGGAACGUUUGCCGACUUCUGCGGAGGUGGCGUUCACUCUCGGCCUGAGCGACUAUGACACCGGAGCCAUGGACCGCGGCGCCAACAUGAGCUUCAGGAACACUCUGGAAGGGUUCGGGGAUCCUCAGACUGGGUUUGGAAACAACGUUCGUAUGGGCAUGCACGCUGCCGUCCACGUGUUCAUGAACGGAUCCAUGUCGUCGGUGCAGGGCUCAGCCAAUGACCCCAUAUUCCUCCUCCACCACACUUUUGUUGACAGCAUUUAUGAGCAGUGGCUCAGGAGGCACAGGCCGUCUCCUUCCCAGUACCCAGACUCGAAUGCUCCCAUCGGGCACAACAGUGAGUACCACAUGGUGCCCUUCCUGCCCCUCCACAGAAACAGAGAAUACUUCAUUUCCAGCAAGGACCUCGGGUACGAAUACUCCUACCUGCUGGACGCCAAUCUGAGGCUGGCAGAAUCCAUGCGUCCCUUCCUGCAGGCGCUGCAGGACGUGUGGCCCUGGCUGCUGCUCGCAGGACUCUUGGGGGGGAUUGUGGCGGUGGGUGCAGCUGCUGCCGUCUUCACAGUGAAACGCAGACUCCGAGAUUCCCCCUGGCUGCACGGGGGGAAGUGGAAAAACUUAUUUGCUCUCCCAGAACGACAGCCACUUAUCUGGGGAAAUGACAAUGAAGCCGGCCACUAUAACUACCAAACAGCGAUGUGAAGCCACAGCCAGGCCCUGCACAGUGACACACACACACAAGUUUUUAUACCAAAGAUCUUUGUGUCGUAUGCAGUAUUCUGACAGAGUAUUUCAACAUUGUUACUUUGGUUUUUAAAGGUGCUACAGAAAUAAAGUUCAUUAUUCUUG